AUGAAAAAAAAAAUCGAACAAAACAAUCCGAGGCACAAAAAGUAUUCCUAUUCAGAUGAAAGCAAGAUGCAAAAUUUUUUUUAUAAAAGUAUAAAUAAAAAUCGAUUUUACCUUUUAUUUUUUUUAUUCCUUUUUUCGUCAUUAACACAUUUAGCGCAAUGUCAAGUAAAAAAAAAAGUUUCUGUUAGUGAAAUCAAUUUCGAUAGUGCCGUGGAUGAUGUCCAGUGGUGUGGUAACAACCAUUCGACCGUUUUAGUAAAAACGAUAAAGGGAAAAUUAUAUAGAAGUUCAGAUGGAGGUAAAAUAUGGACAAAUAUAACAAGUAAUUUAUCGGAAAAUUCCAGUAACAAAAAUGAUAGCACAUCAGGACACACCCCUGAAACUACUGUAGUCGAUCUAAUUAUGGUUAAUCCUAUUAACAAAAAUAUCGUAUUAGUUAUUGGAGCUCAAAAUAGUCAUUAUAUAUCAGAUGAUGCUGGAGAAACAUUUAAAUUAAUAAAUUAUAAAAAUAAAAUUAAUUUUUGGCAAUUUCAUAAUAAAAAGGCACAAUGGGCUUUAGUUUCAUCAUGGACAUCUGCUUGUUUUUCGACAGAUAAUAGCAGUGGGGAAUGUAUGCAAACUUUAUCAUUAACAAAAGAUUUAGGUGCAAGUUUUCAGUUAAUAGAUAUUUAUGUUGUUCAAUUUAAUUGGGGAGAUGUAAGUUCACACUCCGAAGAUACUAUUUAUUACACUCGACAUAGAAAUAGAAAUGGUCACCAACAAAGAUUUAGUGGAUGGUCUAAAGAUGUCGAUUUUGUAUCUACAAAUAACUUUGGAAAAGAUGUCGAAGUGCUAGUAAAGCACGGAAAUAAGUUUUUAAUAUCAAAUGGGUACAUAUUUGUUGCUAAGUUAAAUGAUGUAAUUAAACAAACAGUUAAUAUGAUGGUAUCAACAGACGGAGGAAAAACAUUUAAUAAAGCGAAUUUACCAAAAGAUAUACAUGAGAAAUCAUAUACAAUUUUAGAUACUUCAGAAGGUGCUAUAAUGUUACACGUAAAUCAUGGAUCAACAUCUGAAAAAUUAAAUACUGGAAAUGUAUAUAUUUCUGAUGCGUCCGGGCUAAAUUAUACCCUUUCAUUACCAAACAAUAUAAGAACCGCAUCUGGUGAAUGUGAAUUUGAUAGAGUUUUAAGUUUAGAUGGUGUAUAUAUUGCAAAUUUUUUAGAUGAUCAAGAUGAGAUGAAAGAUGAAGAUUUAAAGUUCACAAAUUUUAAAUUACAGUUAGAAGAAGAAGUAGGUCCAGUUGAAACAAAUACACAAAAAAGAAAAAAACAAUUAACAAAAGGAAAAAAUGAAGAAAUCGUAAGAACUGUUAUUUCUUUUAAUAAAGGUGGACAUUGGUCAUAUUUGAAAGCACCAAAAGUAGAUAGUAUAGGAAAUAAAUAUGAUUGUGGAGAUGAAUGUUAUUUACAUUUACAUGGUAUAACAAACUAUCAUCAAUAUGCUCCAUUUUAUUCAAUAGAAAAUGCGGUUGGAAUAAUUAUGGGUACAGGUAAUGUUGGUAGCCAUCUAAAAUAUAAAAGCGAUGAAGUAAAUACAUUUUUAUCAAGAGAUGGUGGUGUGACAUGGAUAGAGGCACACAAAGGCCCAUAUAUUUAUGAAUUUGGUGAUCAUGGUGGUUUAAUAGUUAUGUCAGAUGAUUUGCGUAAAACUAAUCAAAUUGUUUUUAGCUGGAAUGAAGGGCAAAGUUGGUUUGAUUUUGAAUUAGGACAAUUCCCAAUAGAUGUUGAUAAUAUUGUAGCUGAGCCAACUUCUUCUUCUGUUGAAUUUUUAGUUUAUGGUACAAGAAAUGAUAUAGGGGUUUUAUAUCAUCUUGAUUUUAAUGCUCUUGGACAACCUUUAUGUAAAGGGUUAUGGGCAGCAGACUCAGUUUCUUCUGAUUAUGAAACAUGGUCUCCCUCUAGUGGCUCCUUCACAGAUAAAUGUAUAUUAGGAAGAAAAAUUACUUACACACGAAGAAAACAAACAUCUGAAUGUUUUAAUGGAAAAGAUUUAAAAAGAAUUGUUGAUAAAAAACUUUGUGAUUGUACACCAGAAGAUUACGAAUGUGAAACUGGUUUUACACGAAAAGUUGGAAGCUUUGAAUGUAAACCAACUGAUUCAACAUUAACAAUUGAAGGAUGCACAAGUAGUUCUUAUUUUUAUGCAACAGCUUAUAGAAAAGUUCCUGGUGACGUAUGUGUUAAUGGUUGGGUUCCUGAAAAGGUUCCUGUUCCUUGCCCAGACUAUUCCCCAUUUAAUAAUAGCGCAAAAUCAAUUUUGUUCAUACUAUUUAUUAUGGGACUCGUUAUGCUUAUAAUUACAUACAUAUGCAGAAACCCUAAAUUUCGAAACAUGUUUUAUAAUUAUGGUUUUGAUACAUUUGAGCAUGUCAAAUAUUCAGUUGUUAAAACGAAAAAAGGAAACAUAAAUAACAAUGUGUUUGAACCGGAAAUGGAAUUUAUAGACGCGGAACAAGAUAACAACGAAGAAGAUGUUCCUACCCUUAUGUCAUAUAACGAAAGAAAUGGACAAAGAAACGAUUUCGAAUUAACUAGAAACAGAUCAAAUCAUAAUAAUUAUGUUACAUCCAGAGCAUCGAAUUCACAAAAAAAAUAUCCAGAAAACAUUGAAUUAUUAUAA
Plasmodium yoelii is the source of this 2661-nucleotide messenger RNA. RefSeq names its product sortilin, putative. NCBI's taxonomy places the organism in Eukaryota, Apicomplexa, Aconoidasida, Haemosporida, Plasmodiidae. Gene Ontology annotation, biological process: post-Golgi vesicle-mediated transport. The transcript is spliced from 4 exons. The coding region runs from base 1 to 2661 and encodes 886 amino acids. The record is from RefSeq and is a predicted model, not a curated record. Gene Ontology annotation, molecular function: protein binding. Gene Ontology annotation, cellular component: Golgi apparatus; membrane.